Polyodon spathula (Mississippi paddlefish) is the source of this 5630-nucleotide messenger RNA. Its product is annotated as zinc finger SWIM domain-containing protein 5-like. The transcript is spliced from 14 exons. Gene Ontology annotation, cellular component: Cul2-RING ubiquitin ligase complex. The record is from RefSeq and is a predicted model, not a curated record. Lineage: Eukaryota; Metazoa; Chordata; Actinopteri; Acipenseriformes; Polyodontidae. Bases 64 to 3516 code for a protein of 1150 amino acids. Gene Ontology annotation, molecular function: zinc ion binding.
GUGAUGAGCAGCGCUCUGCGAUUCCCAGGCUAGGCAUCUGCUCUCAGUGUUUAUUUGGUCGCCAUGGCGGAGGGACAUAGACAGCUACUGCCUCAGCCGCCUCUUCCUCUGUCGCUACCUUCGGCUAGUAAGCGGCCGUGCCUGCGUCCUGCUCCUCGCGGCCCCGGUCCUGGAUCGGGCUUUCCGAUUUCACGGUAUUACAGCCCGGAGUCUUUACUGGACUGCGCCGCUAAGGCCGUCGCGGAGAAAUGGGCCUUCGAGAGGGUGGAGGAGCGCUUCGAGCGGAUCCCGGAGCCCGUCCAGCGCCGCAUCGUCUACUGGUCCUUCCCGAGGAACGAGAGGGAGAUCUGCAUGUACUCAUCAUUUCAGUGCCGUGGGGCCGGGGAGGAUGCCGGCGCGACGGGAUCAGGGGCUUCGGUGGGAUCUGGGACUGUCCCUGGAGGGGUUACCACCACUGGAGGAAACGCCACGGCUGGGGGCACCGGAGAAGGGCUCCCUUUCCGUCGGGGGAUCCGGCUUUUGGAAAGCGGCUGUGUGGAGAAUGUCCUGCAAGUCGGUUUCCAUCUGAGUGGCACAGUGACAGAGCCAGCAUCCCAGUCCGACCCGGAGACUGUGUACAAAGUGGCCAUCAGCUUCGACCGCUGCAAGAUCACCUCUGUCACGUGCGGCUGUGGGAACAAAGACAUUUUCUACUGCGCCCAUGUGGUGGCGCUCUCGCUCUACCGGAUCCGCAAGCCGGACCAGGUCAAACUGCGUCUUCCUAUCUCAGAGACCCUUUUCCAAAUGAACAGGGACCAGCUGCAAAAAUUUGUACAGUAUUUAAUCGCCGCACAUCACACAGAGGUCCUUCCCACUGCACAGAAACUGGCAGACGAGAUUCUGUCGUCUAAUUCGGAAAUCAACCAAGUUCAUGGUGCUCCGGACCCCACAGCUGGAGCCAGUAUCAACGAUGAGAACUGCUGGCACCUGGAUGAGGAGCAGGUGAGGGAGCAGGUCAAGCAGUUCCUGUCCCAGGGAGGCUACUACGGGUCGGGGAAGCAGCUCAACUCCAUGUUCGCCAAGGUGCGUGAGAUGCUAAGGAUGCGGGAUUCAAACGGCGCCCGGAUGCUGACCUUAAUAACGGAGCAGUUCAUGGCAGACCCACGGCUGUCUCUGUGGAGGCAACAGGGAACUGGUAUGACGGAGAAAUGCAGGCAGCUGUGGGAUGAGUUGGGUGCUUUAUGGGUCUGUAUUGUGCUGAACCCACACUGCAAAACCGAUGAGAAGUCCUGCUGGCUCAGGCAGCUGAAGAAGUGGAGUGACAUGGACGUGUGUCCUCUUGAGGACGGCAACUACGGGAGCGAGUUACCAAACAUUACCAAUGCCCUGCCGCAGAGCUCCAACCUCAGCCAAGACUCCUUAGCGAGGCCGAGGAGGACUGUCUUCACAAGAGCAAUGGAGGCCUGUGACUUGCACUGGCAAGACAGCCACCUGCAGAGGAUAAUCAGCAGUGAUUUCUACAUGUCGCCCACUUAUCAGCGAGAAGGGGAGAGCCUGCUCUUCACCUCCCAGGGGCUGCCGCUUUGGCUGGAGCAUGUACCAACUGCCUGUGCCAGAGUGGAUGCUCUGCGAUCCCAUGGUUACCCCAGAGAAGCAUUGCGAUUGGCCGUUGCCAUCAUCAACACACUCAGGCUGCAGCAGCAGAGGCAGCUGGAAAUAUACAAGCACCAGAAGAAAGAGCUGCUCCAAAGAGGGGUGACCACAAUCACAAAUAUGGAGGGCUGGGUGGGACACCCUCUGGACCCUAUAGGCUGUCUCUUUGUGACUUUGACUGAAGCCUGCCGGAUAGAGGAUGACAAUUCCAUGGAUACAGGAGACUCUGGGGACCCCAAGCCUCCAGUCUAUCACCAUGUUCCUGUGUCAGGGUGCCAGGACAGCGGGGAGUCGUAUCUGGCCCUGGCGCUGGAGGUUGCUCUCAUGGGCAUGGGGCAGCAGCGGGUGAUGCCAGAGGGCCUGUACUCUCAGGACAAGGUGUGCAGGAACGAGGAGCAGAUCAUCGGGCGGCUGCAGGAGCUCGAUCUGGACGAGGUGCUGGUGCUGACACUCCGCAAGCAGUGCAUUCUCCUGCUGGAGGGGGGCCCUUUCAGUGGGCUGGGGGAGGUGAUCCAUCGGGAGAGUGUUCCUAUGCAUACCUUUGCAAAGUACCUCUUCUCUGCGCUACUGCCUCACGACACUGACUUGGCCUAUAAACUCGCUCUGCGGGCCAUGAGACUGCCAGUGUUGGAGUCUACUGCCCCUUCUGGUGAUGCGAGUCAUCCACACCACGGGAUCUCUGUGGUGCCAAGCAGAUACCCACGCUGGUUUACCCUUGGGCAUCUGGAGUCCCUGCAGUGUGAGCUGGCAUCCACCAUGCUCACUGCAGCCAAAGGAGACAUGCUGCGAUUACGCACAGUGCUGGAGGCCAUUCAGAAAAACAUCCACUCCUCCUCCCUCAUCUUCAAACUGGCUCAGGAUGCUUUCAAAAUUGCAACGCCCGCAGACUGCCCGCCGGAUAUCACCCUGCUCAAUGUGGCGCUGGAGCUGGGGCUGCAGGUGAUGCGAAUGACUCUGUCCACGCUGAACUGGAGGCGCAGGGAGAUGGUGCGCUGGCUGGUCACCUGUGCCACUGAAGUUGGCCUGCGUGCACUCGUUAGCAUCCUGCAGAGCUGGUACACCCUGUUCACUCCCACUGAGGCCACUAGCAUCGUUGCAGCCACAGUGAUGUCUCACAACACCAUCCUGCGGCUGAGCCUGGACUACCCACAGCGGGAGGAGCUGGCCAGCUGCGCACGGACCCUGGCCCUGCAAUGUGCCAUGAAGGACCCACAGAACUGUGCUCUGUCGGCCCUGACGCUGUGCGAGAAGGACCAUAUCGCCUUUGAGACGGCCUACCAGAUUGUCAUCGACGCGGCUUCUACCGGCAUGACCUACUCCCAACUCUUCACCAUCGCCCGCUACAUGGAGCACCGUGGCUACCCUCUGCGGGCCUUCAAGCUGGCCUCCCUGGCCAUGACCCACCUCAACCUGGCAUACAACCAGGACACACAUCCAGCCAUCAACGAUGUGCUUUGGGCCUGCGCGCUCAGUCAUUCCCUGGGUAAGAACGAGCUGGCUGCCAUCAUCCCCCUGGUGGUGAAAAGCGUGCAUUGCGCCACCGUUCUUUCAGACAUUCUGCGCCGUUGCACCAUGACUGCCCCCGGAUUAGCGGGAAUCCCCGGCCGCCGCAACUCCGGGAAGCUUAUGUCCACUGACAAGGCCCCGCUGAGGCAGUUAUUGGACGCUACCAUUAGCGCUUACAUCAACACCACACACUCCCGCUUGACUCACAUCAGCCCCCGGCACUACGGGGAGUUUAUUGAGUUCCUCAGCAAAGCCAGAGAGACCUUUCUCCUGGCACAGGAUGGACACAUCCAGUUUGCCCAGUUCAUAGACAACCUUAAACAGAUCUACAAGGGAAAGAAGAAGCUCAUGAUGCUUGUGAGGGAGCGCUUUGGGUGAUUUUUUUAAAAGGAGUGCAAUAGUAAAAAGACUUGUUUUAUUUUGAUCUGAGAGCAACCGUCACAUGGUAUUGUGUGGGGUGUUUUUUUGUUUGGUUUUUUUUUUGGAAAAGGGGGUGAAAGGAUGCACCAUGAUAGAAUGUGGUACUAUUGAAAGAUAGAAAAAAAAAUCUUAAAUGGAAAGACCUUUUUUUAUUAUUAUUAUUAAAAGGAAAAAGUGGCACAUAAACCAAACAAGCUAUCGAGAGCCAACUUGGUGGUUUAAGAAUAUAAUUUUUAUCUUAUAUACAAAAAUUCAAUAAAAAUCCAACUUACCAAAUUUCUAACAGCGGAGUGUGAUACUGUACCUCUCUCCUGUUGCAAGGAUAAACUUGCAACCAUUUUUAGAGGCCUGGUUUACAGCAUGCAGUAAAGAGCAGGGAUCGAAAGCAGAGCUGCAACACUAAACCUUGCAUAAGCGACACCAAAACACACAGGCAGAAACAGCAUGGGGUCUGUAGGAUAGCUUGCAUUGACCAAGCAACAUGUGUGAAUUCAUAUUUGUUUCCUCUUAUUUUUUUGGUAGGGUUUUUUUUUUUAAUUAAGAAAAAAGAAUGAGUAAAAGAGAUACUAACUCCAUUCUCAGGGAUUGCUUAAAGACAAAAACAAAAAGUAGCAAAAGCAUUUAUGAUAUUGUAAAUAUAAUGGUAAAAGUGUCAAUUAAAUUGUAAAGUUAUAAUUUAUAAUAAUUGUAUGUCUCCUUUCAUUUAUUUUGGGAUACUUGAAUAUGUUGUGGGCUGGGAAUGUUAAGACUUAAGCAAAACAUUUCUCAGGUGCUCCUGUUUUCUGUUUUUUUUUUUUUUUUUUUUUUUUUGGUUAUUUCAUUUUAUAUUGUUUGGCUGUAUGUUGUGCGAGAGGCAGAGUAUUUUAUAAAAUAAAAUAAAACGAUAACAGGAUAAACUAAAGCACCAGUCUAUGCAGAACUACGGAGUAAUGUUAACUGUCCCAACCUCUCCUCUUACACCCAACAUCAUGAAUAAGAAUCUGUGUGUAAAAGCUUCAGUAAAGCAAAGCAGGGCCAGAGUUCAGGUUAUGCUAAGAAGCUGUAGUGAAAGAACACAGGUUCUGUAAAAUAUUCUGUACAAUAGCUGGAUUUAAAGAUUGCCAGAAAGAGGAUGAUUUGAUCAGUCUGCGCCUCAGCUGAGACUUCAAUCAGGAACGGGGCAAAAAUGUUUCAUUUUUAUUUUUUUAUAUACAGUAUAAAAGUACAUAAAUGGAAGAGCCAGUACAGUCGUGGGCCUGUUUGAUUGUUACACAAACCUUUCUUCACCAAUGGGAAGAUCCCGUUCCAGUAGGUGUGUCUCUCACUGUACAACUACAUUCGUAACCUUUUCAAACAUUACUCACUUUUAUAUUUAGUAGUAAUAACUAGAUUUGAGUGUUAGUGAUUGCCUAGCGUGGGGAAGGUCUAUCCAGUUCUAUUGGGAUGUAGUUGGGUUAGGAACCUCAUUGUGGGUGUGGCCUGGGAUUACCUGGAUUCAAGCCCUGGUGUAAUGCGAAGUCAAACCGUAUGACACCUGCACAAAGUUCAAAUGCCACGCAAGGACAACUGCUAAAGUAUUUAUCUCUAAUUCAAAACUGUUGCCUUUCAAAAAUUCUUUGUCUCAGUACAAAGGUUAAUUCUGUUGCAUUAAUAUCUAACCUAGUUGUAUCUUAGUGCUUCAUGUAAAAAUGUUAUACUUUUAGGUCCAACUGCAUUACAAAUAUAUAUUUUUUUUGGUUUGUUCUAUUUUUUACCAAGUGUCUUUGUGUUAACUGUACCAGUGUUUUGAUCUGUUAGAUUUUAGAAGGAAAUAAGCGCUGGUAGAGAAUAUUGACUAGUUUGUUAUCUACUGUUUUUUAGAUUCAAUUUUUUUUAUUUAAAAGUGUUUUAAUGUUGCCUCUUUGUGCUACUGAAAAAGAAAGGUAUUCAGUAUUUGUUGCCACAAGUAUAUCGUUAAUCAAUUUUUUUUUUUUGUGCAGCCUUGAGCUAAUGUCAUAAAAAAAAAAAAUACUAUUUAUGUAAUGCUACUACCAUUUUAUAUGAUUUGUGUUGAAAUUUCAGUGCUUUUUUUAUGAAUAAAGUGUGGAACACAA